This is a messenger RNA of Ostrea edulis (European flat oyster), 1471 nucleotides long. RefSeq lists its product as uncharacterized. NCBI's taxonomy places the organism in Eukaryota, Metazoa, Mollusca, Bivalvia, Ostreida, Ostreidae. Bases 429 to 1235 code for a protein of 268 amino acids. The record is from RefSeq and is a predicted model, not a curated record. The transcript is spliced from 2 exons.
AAACAGGCAAUUACAAUGAAGGGGAAAAAACAGUAUUCAUUAUUCAUUGUAUAAGCUAAAGAAAACAUGCAGUGACAUUAACACGGGCACUUAAUCCAUUCUACUUUAUCAGCCAUAAAGUCUAGAAUACAGUGGAACCAAUCAGUUCUUCUCCUCAUAACGAGAAGUUGACUGUUUUGCUUUGUAAUUUUCCCGUUGCAUCAGAUCAGCUAUAAAAUUUGAAUAUUGAGGUCGAUCUCGUGAUGUAGAAAGUUGUCUAUCAAUAAAUCUCACUGUUGGCCACUUAAAACCGAUCGAUCCAGGCGAAAGCAGUGCAUAGGUUUCAUUGAAUGGAUUUAAUGGAAAAUCUUAAAACAAGACAAAUUAUUGAAAAUUUGUUACACUUGUGAAUCUGGUAAUAUAUAUGAGAGCUUUAUGAUCCAUACCAGAUGCGUUUGUUAAUUUUCUUUGGGCUGAUUUGCCUGUCAACAGCUGACAAGGAGAACCCAAUUCCUGUCAGCGACACAGGAGAAGGCACGCGCUGUGACGCGGACUUAGACGUCGCUCAGACCUGUAUCACGUGUUCCAGACUCCCCCAAGUCAUUGCCGUCAAGUUGACGGACUGCUGCAGUGAAGACAAAGCAUUUAAAUUCUGUCAGAUUUGUACGAAAAUAACCGAGGAGUGCCUAAAAGAAGCCUUUAGUAUCAACAAUCUCAAGGAAGGUGUAAUUCUAGAUAAUCCCGAAGACAGUGAAGAAGAAUUCGUACCGGAAGAUAAUGAGGAGAACGAAAUGGAUAAGAGGUAUGGAGCACUGUCGAUGAGCGGUUCUAGUGGAUACUUAUACGGAAAGCGAAAUGUUGAUAAGAGAUAUGGACGCUUAGGAUUUGGCGGAUCUCGUGGUUUUCUAUAUGGAAAACGUAGUGAUGAUAAGCGGUACAGUCGCCUCGGUAUCGGUGGAUCAAGAGGAUUUUUGUACGGUAAGAGGGACAUGGAUAAACGAUAUAAAAGUUUAGGAAUGGGCGGAUCUACUGGCUAUUUGUAUGGGAAACGCAGCGACGAAGAAAAAAGAUUCGGAAAAUUGGGAUUAGGUGGGUCAAGUGGUUAUCUCUACGGAAAACGGGACGGUGAUAAAGAAAAACGUUUCUGGAGACUCGGUGUGAAAGGGUCCAGGGGCUUUUUUUAUGGAAACCCAAACAAACGCUUUGGACGGUUAGGCGUGGGUUCGUCUAGCGGCUACUUAUAUGGUAAACGCUGAGCAAACAAACAACUUCAUUGGUUCUUGGGGAUUAUGUGGAUCCCUGGAUAAUAACAAGUGUUUGCAUGCCAAAUGCAAAAUGUAUAUUUUACUUGUUACAACAUUGUAUAUUUAUUUUAUUACUGUUUUAAAUGCAAUUGUUUUUGUACCUGUAUUCAGUUUGACAAUCAGACUUGUGUUUAUGAUCUUAUAUGGUGUACAUUUCAGUCAUCUCAGUAAUAAACAUUCAAACUUCG